AUGGCUUUGUCCCUAGAAGAACGAGAACUGUUUGACGCCAUUCUAAUCAAUCGAGAAGGUGCUUUAGCUUUUGAUUGGACACAUGCUAGCAAGAUUCACGAGGAUGUUACCCCUCCGAUACUCAUCAAGACGAUACCUCAUGAUGCCUGGCAGGAGAAGAACUUCCCUUAUCCUCGAGCACUUAUUCCUACUGUCACGAAGAUGUUACUCGAGCGACUAGGACGAGGAGUUUUAGAG
Molecule: messenger RNA, 237 nt
Organism: Mollisia scopiformis
Lineage: Eukaryota; Fungi; Ascomycota; Leotiomycetes; Helotiales; Mollisiaceae
Exons: 1
Source: RefSeq, a predicted model, not a curated record